AUGGCAUGCUUCGAGCGUACAUGGCACAGAGAACUCGCCACCUCUUCAUACCAGCAUUGGCGACUGUCGGCAGCUCCCACGCGAGCUUUGCGGCGUGGACGGGACCUCCGAAGGACUGUUGCAGCACCACAAACCAUUUGGUCCGAUUGGAACAGCCGUACUCGAGUACGGGGGACUCGGCGAGCGUGUGGAAUGAUGGCGUUGCGACACGUCACGGCGGGCGGGCAGGGAGGGCCCCGAACACAGCUUGAGGUCAGCCCGAUAGGCAAGACAUUUGGCUUCUUGCCAAUGUUGGAGUAUUUAAGUCUCAGCGCUGCGAGAAAGAGGGCUACGAAGGACCGCGGCAUGGCGCGCAGGGAAUGUACAGCGAAGGUGCACCUAGUUCCAGACGUUGGAGCGGAUGCGACCAACACGAGCUCCGCAGAUGCCGCCUGGGAUGCGAGAGGCAUUAGAGCGUCGUAA
Molecule: messenger RNA, 462 nt
Organism: Morchella importuna
Lineage: Eukaryota; Fungi; Ascomycota; Pezizomycetes; Pezizales; Morchellaceae
Exons: 1
Coding region: 1-462 (153 amino acids)
Source: RefSeq, a predicted model, not a curated record